AUUGGCGGAGGCGAAAAAUUUAAACGGAGGCAAAAGGCAGGACUAGUUUUGCUCCGUGACUUGAGUUUGCGAGUUUGUGGGGUUGGUAUCCUUUUUAUUUCUAGGGUGUCGGCUUCUGGAAAACAAAGCGGGGUAAAUUCGCUCCGACCAUUUCCACGGCCGCGCGGUGAAGCGGUCAGCAUCGGUCGGAGGUCCCUGCUCCGGAGCAGCCUGGUAGGGGGUAGGGAAGGAGGCCGGGUCGGGGUCUGAGGCUGCCAUGGCGAACCGGCGAGUGGGGCGAACCUGCUGGGAGCUGAGCCCUACGGAACGCCGGCCGCCGGCGGGGCGGCGGGACCCAGCGGCCCAGGAGGAGGCGGCUUCCCCGCCGACGCUGUCUCUCAGCCACUUCUGCAGGUCCCCUUUCCUCUGCUUCGGAGAUGUCCGCCUGGGCGCCUCGCGGACGCUGCCCCUGGUCCUGCACAACCCUAACGAGGAGGUGGCUGAGGUGGAGAUCUCCCACUUCCCGGCCGCGGACCUGGGCUUCAGCGUGUCUCAGCGUUGUUUCGUGUUGCAGCCUAAAGAAAAACUAGUUGUUUCUGUUAACUGGACACCAUUGAAAGAAGGCCGAAUAAGAGAGAUUGUGACAUUUCUUGUAAAUGAUGUUCUGAAACACCAAGCCAUAUUGCUAGGAAAUGCAGAAGAGCAGAAAAAGAAAAAGAGGAGUCUUUGGAAUACCAUUAAUAAAAAGAAAAAUUCAGCCUCUUCAAGUUAUAACAAAAAGAUUUCAAAUGAUCAAAACGUUAACAAAACAUUUUGUGUUUCUCAAAAAGUUGACAGAAUUAGGAGCCCACUACAGGCAUGUGAAAAUCUGGCUAUUAAUGAAGCCUGUUCUCCAACAGAAAAUAGUUCUUUAACCCUUGAAGAACAUAAAAUACCUAUAUCACCUAUUAGCCCUGCUUUCCAAGAAUGUCAUGGUGAAAUUUGCUUGCCACUUUCUGUACGUCGGUCUACUACCUACUCAUCUCUUCUUGCAUGUGAAAAUGAGGAACAGUUAAAAGUAGAAGAUGCCACCAUUUCAAAAGAUUUUAAUUUUAAUGAGGAAGUCAUAACUAAAACUUCCUUUCAAAGUGAGGAGAAUAGUAAACUUAUUCUGACCCCAAACUGUUCUUCAACUUUGAACAUUAUGCAAAGUCAAGCAAAUUUUCUAAGUCCAGAUUCUUUUGUAAGUAAUAGUCAUACAGCUAAUAAUGAAGUAGGGUUAAUGACAUUUCUUUCACCAGAUACACUUAAAAAAGAUAAUUCAGAGUCUGUGAAUUUGGAAUCCAAAAGUAUACAUGAAAUUUACAGAACAAUUUUAAGUCCAGAUUCUUUCGUAAAUGAUAAUUAUGGAGCAAAUCAGGAUCUAGAGUCAGAUUCAGUUAAUCCUAUUUUAUCCCCAAAUCAAUUUGUAAAAGAUAACAUGGCACAUAUAUAUACCUCUCAGCAAACAUGUAAAAUAUUAUCAUUAUCAAAUGAAAAUUCUCAGAUUGCCCGGUCUCCUCAGCACUGGAGAAAAAAUGAAGUUUUGCCAUGUAGUCCUGAAUAUCAGGGUUCAAAAACACCCAAGCCUAAUUUUGAAGAACUAAAUCCUAUAGAAGUGAAGUCAAGUUACUACAAUUUUAGAAAACAAAUUCACCCUAAAUUUUCUGCAGUUCAGGAUGUUUCUCGUUAUAGCCAUAAUAAGCAACAUAAGAGACGCCCCAUACUUUCUAACACAGUUAUUAAAAGGAAGACCACCAUUGCCAGAGACAAUCAAACUGAGAUUAAUAAACCAAAAGCAAAAAGAUGCCUCAACAGUACAGUAGGUGAAUGUGAAAAAGUAAUAGAUCACCCCAAAGAAACAGAAACUUUACAUUCUCAUCUUCCAAUUAUCGAUUCAGUAUUAAGUAAACCUAAGUGUUAUAAAAGUGAAGUAACUAAUUCUACGACAGCUUUAGUUGCUUGUAAAAGAAAAAGUGAUGGAAACAUGGAAGAUACAAAUGUGAAGGUUGCUAUUAUAGAACAUAUGGAUAUACCCAAAAUCAAAAGAAUCCACUUUUCUCCCUUGGAAUCGAAAACAUCAACUGUUAAAAAAAUUAAGAUGACAACACCAAUCUCAAAACGUACUAGCAACAGAGAGAAAUUAAGCCUUAAGAAGAAAACUGAUUCAAUGGCAUUCAAAACGCCUAUUUCUAAAACAAACAAAAGGAUAAAACCCAUUGUUGCUGUGGCACAGUCUAAUUUGACCUUCAUAAAACCAUUAAAAGCAGAUAUUCCUAGACACCCAAUGCCAUUUGCUGCAAAAAACAUGUUUUAUGAUGAGCGCUGGAAGGAAAAACAGGAACAAGGAUUCACUUGGUGGCUAAAUUUUAUAUUAACUCCGGAUGACUUCACUGUAAAAACAAGUAUUUCUGAAGUAAAUGCUGCUACUCUUCUUUUGGGAGCGGAGAAUCAACAUAAAAUAAGUGUUCCUAGAGCGCCUACAAAAGAUGAAAUGUCUCUCAGAGCUUAUACUGCACGGUGCAGGUUGAAUAGAUUACGCCGCACAGCAUGCUGUUUAUUUACAUCUGAAAAAAUGGUUAAAGCUAUUAAAAAGCUUGAAAUUGAAAUUGAAAAUAGGCGGUUAAUUGUUCGAAAAGAUAAACACCUCUGGAAAGAUAUUGGAGAACGUCAGAAAGUCUUGAACUGGCUAUUAUCCUAUAAUCCUUUGUGGCUUCGAAUUGGCCUAGAGACAAUUUAUGGUGAACUCAUAUCUUUGGAAGACAAUAGUGAUGUCACAGGGUUGGCUAUGUUUAUUCUGAAUCGCUUGCUUUGGAAUCCUGAUAUAGCAGCUGAAUAUAGACACCCUACUGUUCCUCAUUUAUACAGAGAUGGUCAUGAAGAAGCUUUGUCCAAGUUCACAUUGAAAAAGUUAUUGUUGUUGGUCUGUUUCCUUGAUCAUGCUAAAAUUUCCAGACUUAUUGAUCAUGAUCCUUGUCUCUUCUGUAAAGAUGCCGAAUUCAAGGCUAGUAAAGAAAUCCUUCUGGCUUUUUCACGAGAUUUCCUAAGUGGUGAAGGUGAUCUUUCCCGUCACCUUGGCUUUUUGGGAUUGCCUGUUAGCCACGUUCAGACACCAUUUGAUGAAUUUGAUUUUUCUGUUACAAAUCUUGCUGUAGAUUUGCAGUGUGGAGUGCGUCUUGUGCGAACCAUGGAACUUCUCACACAGAACUGGAAUCUUUCAAAGAAACUCAGGAUUCCUGCAAUAAGUCGUCUUCAAAAAAUGCACAAUGUUGACAUUGUUCUUCAAAUUCUUAAAUCACGAGGAAUUCAAUUAAGUGAUGAACAUGGAAAUUCAAUCCUAUCUAAGGAUAUUGUGGAUAGGCACAGAGAAAAGACUCUUGCAUUGCUUUGGAAAAUUGUAUUUGCUUUUCAGGUGGAUAUUUCCCUUAAUUUAGAGCAAUUAAAGGAAGAAAUUCACUUUCUAAAAUACACACACAGUAUAAAGAAAUCAAUGUCUGCAGUGUCGUGCCGCUCUGAUGCUAUUAUUAAUAAGAAAAAAGACAAAAGAAAUAGUGGUUUCUUUGAACAGUAUAGUGAAAAUGUGAAAUUAUUGAUGGACUGGGUAAAUGCAGUUUGUGCCUUCUAUAAUAAGAAGGUAGAGAAUUUUACAGUGUCUUUCUCAGAUGGCCGUGUGUUAUGUUACCUUAUCCAUCACUACCAUCCUUGCUAUGUGCCUUUUGAUGCUAUAUGUCAGCGUACUACUCAAACUGUGGAAUGCACACAAACUGGUUCAGUGGUAUUAAAUUCUUCCUCUGAAUCCGACGACAGUACUCUGGACAUAUCUCUUAAAUCAUUUGAUCCUGAAAAUACUUCAGAACUCCACAAAGAACUUCUGGAAAAUGAAAAGAAAAAUUUUUAUUUGGUCAGGUCUGCAGUUAGAGACCUUGGUGGAAUACCUGCUAUGAUUCAUCAUUCAGAUAUGUCAAAUACAAUUCCAGAUGAAAAGGUGGUUAUUACCUAUUUGUCAUUUCUUUGUGCAAGGCUUUUAGAUCUUCGUAAAGAAAUAAGAGCUGCUCGACUUAUACAGACAACAUGGAGAAAAUAUAAAAUAAAAACAGAACUAAAGCUCUAUGAGGAGAGAGAUAAAGCUGCAAGAAUUAUUCAGUCAGCUGUAAUAAAUUUUCUAACCAAACAACGAGUGAAAAGAAAGAUUAAUGCAACACUGGUCAUUCAGAAAUAUUGGAGAAGAGUCUUAGCACAAAGAAAAUUAUUAAUGUUAAAAAAGGAAAAACUGGAAAAUGUACAGAAUAAAGCAGCAACGGUCAUUCAGGCUAUAUGGAGAAGAUAUAAAGCUAAGAAAUAUUUAUGUAAAGUGAGAGCUGCCUGCAAGAUUCAAGCCUGGUAUAGGUGUUGGAGAGCACGCAAUGAAUAUUUAGCUGUAUUAAAAGCUGUUGAAAUUAUUCAAGGUUGCUUCUAUGCCAAACGGGAGAGAACAUGGUUUUUGAAGAUGAGAGCAUCAACAAUUAUCAUUCAGAGAAAAUGGAGAGCUAUACUUUCUGUAAGAAUGGCUCAUGACCACUUUGCUCUUUAUAUUAAACAUCGUGCUGCUUGUCUGAUCCAAGCACAUUUUAGAGGACAUAAAAGAAGACAGCUCUUUCUUCAGCAGAAAUCUGCUGUUUUGAUCAUACAAAGACAUAUACGAGCCUGGGAGGCUGGGAAAUGUGAAAGAAUAAAAUAUCUUGAAUUAAAAAAGUCUACAGUUAUUCUACAAGCACUAGUGCGUGGCUGGUUAGAAAGGAGAAAAAUUUUAGAACAGAGAGCCAAAGCUCGGCUUCUUCACUUCACAGCAGCUGCAUAUUAUCACCUGUCUGCUCUUAGAAUUCAAAGAGCAUAUAAAGUUCACAUGUCUAUGAAGAAUGCUAACAAACGGGUUAAUUCAGCCAUUUGUAUUCAGAGAUGGUUUCGAGCAAAAUUAGAACGAAAGAGAUUUAUUGAGAAAUAUUAUAGCAUCAUAAAAAUUGAGCAUGAAGUUCAAGAAUGUAUGAACCAGAAAAAUAGGGCUGCAUCAGUAAUACAGAAAGCAGUACGUCACUUUCUCCUUCGCAAAAGACAGGAAAAAUUUAAUAGUAGAAUCACUAAACUUCAGGCAUUAUGGAGAGGCUACUCUUGGAGGAAGAAACAUGAUUGUACAAAAAUUAAAGCUAUACGGUUAAGUCUUCAGAUGGUUAAUAGGGAGAUUAGAGAAGAAGAUAAACUCUACAAAAGAACCACACUUGCACUUCAUUAUCUUUUAACGUAUAAGCACCUUUCUGCCAUUCUUGAGGCCCUAAAACACCUCGAGGUUGUUACCAGAUUAUCUCCACGUUGUUGUGAGAACAUGGCUCAGAGUGGAGCAAUUUCUAAAAUAUUUGUUUUAAUCCGAAGUUGUAAUCGUAGUGUUCCUUGUAUGGAGGUCAUCAGAUAUGCUGUACAAGUUUUGCUUAAUGUAGCUAAGUAUGAGAAAACUACUUCAGCAGUUUAUGAUGUAGAAAACUGUAUACACACAUUGUUGGAGCUUUUGCAGAUGUACCGAGAAAAGCCUGGUGACAAAGUUGCAGACAAGGGUGGAAGCAUUUUCACAAAAACUUGUUGUUUGUUGGCUGUUUUGUUGAAGACAACAAACAGAGCCUCUGAUGUACGAAGUAGUCCCAAAGUUGUUGACCGCAUUUAUAGCAUCUACAAACUUACAGCUCGUAAACAUAAAAUAAAUGCUGAAAGAAUACUUAAUAAUCAAAAGAAGAAUUCUUCCAUAGGCAUUCCCUUUAUUCCAGAAACACCAAUAAGGACCAGAAUAGUUUCAAGACUUAAACCGGAUUGGGUUUUAAGAAGAGAUAGUAUAGAAGAGAUCACCAAUUCUCUGCAAGCUAUUCAAAUGGUGAUGGAUACACUUGGCAUUCCUUAUCAGUAAAUAUAAACAUUUUCAGUGUGUACAGUAUAAAGAAAUAUUAAAGCUAAUCAUGAAUAUGUAAAUUGCUUUUUGCUUUCUAUGUACAACUUCUAAAA
Molecule: messenger RNA, 6018 nt
Organism: Marmota flaviventris (yellow-bellied marmot)
Lineage: Eukaryota; Metazoa; Chordata; Mammalia; Rodentia; Sciuridae
Source: RefSeq, a predicted model, not a curated record